UUUGACAGUUGAAAACUAACCUAAAAUGUUAAAAAUGAUUGUAAAUUUAGGAUGUUUUGAAAAUCUUGUUUUCAGUUUAUAUUUUUAUUGAAACGUAACUAAUUUUAGAUAAAUAUUUUCAAGAUUCUUGAAAAAAAUUGAUUUAUUAUGAUCUGAGUGUACUGAGAUGCUUUUUGUUUUGAUUUAAUUCGUAAUAUUUUCAGCUGAAGAAGUUAACAAGAUGUUUUCUCUUACAAAUGGUAUGUUCUCUUCAAAUUCUGGUUUUGGCUACAUGGAACAGAUAAUAAGUCAGUUGGAACGUGGUACUCUUGUUACCAAAUUUUCAUGGAGAAAAAAAGCUGAAAGAAAAACUCUAGCCAUAAGAAGAGAAACUCAACAACUUGUAUGGACAAGAAUUACUAGUCCAACAAAAUCAAUAGAUGGAGCAAUUGAUCUGAGAGAAAUCAAAGAAAUCCGUUUAGGAAAAAGUUCAAAAGAUUUUGAAAAAUGGCCUGAUGAAACUAAAAAAAUUGAAAAUUUGAAAUGCUUUGUUGUAUAUUAUGGUUCUGAAUUCAAACUGCGAGUUUUGAGUGUUGUGGCUCUGUCAGAAAAAGAAUGUGAAUUGUGGUUGAAAGGACUACGAUACCUUGUAGGAGAUACUUUAACAGCUCCUUACUCUAUUAGAGUCCAAUGUUGGUUGAGAAAAGAGUUUUAUGCAAUGGAAAACAUGAAAGAAACUGUAAACUUGAAGGAUCUUAAGGCAUUCUUUCCACGCAUAAAUUAUAAAAUUUCAAUGAACAAACUUAGAGAGAUAUUUAAUGAAGUCGAUACAAGGAAAAGAACAGAAAUUGGUUUUGAUGAUUUUGCUGUAUUGUAUCAAAAAGUGAUGUUAGACGAAAAGAAAUUGGAUACUUUAUUUGACAAAAUUUUGGAUUAUUCUCCUAACUUAAAAACAGUUAGUUUGCAUGACCUUUCCAAUUUUUUAACUAAAGAACAAUCUCAGCCAGUUGAUGAUGAGAGAACCCUAUCAACAUUAAUGUGUAAUUUUUUGAAGGACCCACAGAGGGAUGUACAAGAUCCAUAUUUUACAGUAUAUGAAUUUAUGGAUUUUUUGUUCUCUAAACAAAAUGAUCUUUGGAAUCCUAUUAGAAAUAACGUUUAUCAAGAUAUGUGCAGACCCUUGUCACAUUACUGGAUUUCAUCAUCACACAAUACAUACCUGACUGGUGAUCAGUUUUCGAGUGAAUCCUCUGUGGAAGCUUACGUAAGAUGUCUCAGAAUGGGCUGUAGAUGCGUUGAACUUGAUUGUUGGGAUGGGCCUGAUGGAAUGCCUUUCAUUUAUCAUGGACACACCUUGACAACAAAAAUAAAAUUCAUAGAUGUGAUAAGAACUAUAAAAGAACACGCCUUUUCCACUUCUGAAUAUCCUGUUAUAUUGUCCAUUGAAGAUAAUUGUUCCCUUCCUCAGCAGAGAAAGAUGGCAUCUGCCAUGCAGGAAGUUUUUGGAGAUAUGUUAGUAGUUCAACCUGUGGACAAGAAUGAAAAGCAAUUACCCAGUCCAUUUCAGUUGAGAAGGAAGAUAAUAUUGAAGCAUAAAAAACUACCAGACGGACAAGAGGAAGCAGCUGUUGUGAUAAGGACUGACGGAAAUGAGUUAGAUCUUCGAAAUUCAGUUAAAAAUGGCAUUAUGUACAUUGAAGAUCCAGUAGAUAAGGAGUGGAAUCCUCAUUUCUUUGUUCUCACCAAUAAUCAACUUUUUUAUACUGACAGUUACAGAUUGGAUCCCGAAUCUGAAAGAUCUGAAGAUGAAGAGGAUAGUUCUUCAUCGUCUUCAUUUCAACGUCCGAAAUCAGAUAUUCCAAAUGAAGAACUUCAUUUCAGUGAAAAAUGGUUUCAUGGUAAACUUAAGGAUGGAAGAGAUGAAGCUGAAAGGCUUUUAAAGACUUAUGCUUAUUUAGGUGAUGGCACAUUCCUUGUUAGAGCAAGUGUUACUUUUGUGGGAGAAUAUUGCCUAUCAUUCUGGAGAUGUGGACAGGUGAACCACUGUAGGAUCAGAUCUAAACAAGAUAAACAACAAACCAAAUUCUAUCUGAUGGAUUCAAAAUUUUUCGAUAGUUUAUACAGUUUGAUCACCUAUUACCGCUCAAAUCCAUUGGUGACAGCAGAAUUUGCAAUCACUUUGCAAGAACCAGUUCCACAGCCCAAAAAACAUGAAACCGAAGUGUGGUAUCACAAGAAUACUGGAAAGUUAAAAGCUGAGGAAAUUUUGAAGAGAAUAAAAACAGAAGGAGCUUUUAUAGUAAGGCCUAGCGAAAAUGAUUCUAACUGUUUCACCAUUAGUUUCAGAGCGGAUAAGAAAAUCAAACAUUGUAGAAUCAAAUUAGAAGGUCGUUUGUACACAAUAGGAAAUGUUGAGUUUGAGAGUCUUGUUGAACUGAUAAACUAUUAUGAGAACCAUCCACUCUAUAGAAAAGUCAAGUUAACAUAUGCCAUAAGUGAAGAUUCAGUUAGGAGAAUGUCAACGGAUCUCCAAGAUUCACCAGUUUAUAACAGCACACCUUCUUACAUGGAUCCGAGCGCAUUCGCCCCGCCAAAAAUAAAUGUGAAAGCUCUUUAUGAUUACAGAGCUCAGAGACCAGAUGAAUUGUCUUUCUGUAAACAUGCGAUCAUCAACAAUGUCACAAAACCAGAGAACAGCCGUGGUUGGUGGCGUGGUGAUUAUGGAGGCAUGAAACAAUUGUUUUUCCCUGCGAAUUAUGUUAUGGAGAUCGAUGAUCAACAAGAGUCUGAUGAUGGGUCAAUGUUACAAGGUCAUUUGGAUAUGUGUGGCGCUGUCGUUGAUCUUCUGCAAAACCCCGAUAGGGUAGGUUUAGAAUGGGUGCUCAGAAUUGUGACAUCUACUGCGUGCACCCCGUUUGAAGUCGCUGUCCACUCGAAAGAAUUGGCGUUGGAAUGGUUGUUGAAUAUCAGGGAAGUUGCUCAGAGAGCAUGUGCUUUAGAAACUCAACACAGAGAAAUGGAAAGAGCCUGCCGAAUAGCAAAGGAAAUGUCAAAUUUGAUAAUUUAUUGUCGAUCUGUUGCUUUCAAUUUGGAGAGAGCUCGGAGUAAUCCUUUCAUUUAUAAUGAGAUGUCUUCAUUUCCAGAAAACAAAGCUGAAAAGCUUAUCUGCCAACAAGAAAGACUAUUCUUUUUAAGAUACCAUCAGCACCAAUUUUCACGUGUUUAUCCCAAGGCCCAAAGGUACGACUCAUCAAAUUACAGCCCGAUCAACUUGUGGAACUGUGGUUCCCAGAUGGUGGCCUUAAAUUUUCAAACGGGUGAUAAAGCGAUGCAAUUAAACCAAGCAAAAUUCAGAGAUAAUGGCUCGUGCGGUUAUCUAUUGAAACCCGAAUUUAUGUUGAGAAAUGACUUCGAUCCCUUUGACAGAACCACGUUGGUUGGAGUGGAACCUUUGAAAAUUUCGAUAACUGUUAUUGCUGCCCGUCAUCUGAAUAAAUCUAAAAGGGGUACUGCUAGUCCAUUUGUCGACAUUGAAGUUCAAGGGGCUCCGUACGACACUGGUGUGAAGCUGGUAACAAAACCUGUUGCUGAUAAUGGGUUCAACCCUAUCUGGAUAAAUGAAUCCUGUGAAUUUGUGGUAUUCAAUCCUCAUUUUGCACUCUUGAGAUUCUUGGUACAAGAUGAAGAUGUUUUUGGAGAACCUAAUUUUAUAGGUCAGGCUACAUAUCCGGUAUUAUGUUUACGUACUGGUUAUAGGAGUGUGUGGCUGAAAAAUAUAUUCAGUGAAGACUUAGAACUAGCAUCUCUCUUGAUAAAUAUUCGCAUAAAACAUAGUUCUGAACUACAUAAUAAAUGAAGAAAGUCAUGUACAUCAAAUAAAAACAAUGGAUCUACAGCAUUAUCUUGGACGCUCAGAUUCUAAAGAAUCGUUUUGAAAUAACAUAUCUCAUGAAGUUUUAUAUUUAUCAAAUUCAAUAGGGUGUUCAAGUCCAUUUUUCAAAGUUCAAACUAUUUAUGAACUGAGCAAGGUCAAUUGUUAAUAUUUAGGAUUUGAAUUAUAAUUCGAUAUUUCUCCAUAUUUGAGCCUUUGGCUUUGCGAUUGGAUUAGGAAGUUCAUGUUCAAUUCCUCUAUAAAGAAGCUUUCAAGUAAUGUACUGGGGAAAACUCAGGAAUGCAGGAGAGAGAUAAAAUCAAAAAUUUCAUAUUGAUAAGUUUAUACUGGGACACAAUUGGUGUUGCAGACAAACAUUUUUGAUAUAUUUUACUGACUUCAUUGUUCCUAUAGAAGAUAGGUAUUAUAAAGUAAAUAUGUGAUGCAAUUUUUACCUUCAACUUGUUUCUUGUUCUAUUUAACAAUUAUGUCUUCUAAAUUGAAUUAGCUCAUUGAUAAAAUUAUUGAUAGAAUCAAGUGAAAUAAUGUGUAAAAGAUUUGUUGUUGAAUUUGAGGCUUUAACAUAAAAUAGUGCAGAAUAUUUUUAGAAGAAAAAUUUUAUGAUUAUUGAAUUAUUUAAUGAUAUAUUGAUAUAAUUUUUCCUUGAUAUAAAAAGGAUACUUUUAUUUACAUGGUUAUUUCAAACGAUAGUUAUAUUUUGAAUGAUAUAUUAUUAUUGAAUUGUUUCAGGUUAUAUAUUAGCUUUUACGAAGUUGGUUCACUGCCUCUUAUAUUAUAUUGCUUUAAUUAUGCAUUUUUUAUAUAGAAAAAAAAAUGAAAUCAAUCAAUUAUUCAAAAAUAACAAGUUAUUUUGGCUUGUUCUUGUAAAAGCCUAAAUAUUAAUUCUGAAGAAAAUUAUUUAUUUUCUGACUUAAUAAAAUAUUUCAUAUCAAUAUUUAUACAUAUUUUCUGUAAUUUAUUUGAAAUCUUAUUAGUAAGACCAAAUGGGAUUUGAUGAAUUUCAUUAAUUAUUAUUCAUUAAUUUGAAUCAUAUGAAUGUAUAGUCAAUAAAUGAUUAAUCUAAGACUGGAAUAACAAAUCAAAUUAUAUUUAUUCGAAGCAAUAAAAUAGUUAUUCAAUUA
This is a messenger RNA of Harmonia axyridis, 4992 nucleotides long. It is a transcript of the gene sl, whose product is annotated as 1-phosphatidylinositol 4,5-bisphosphate phosphodiesterase gamma-1. The coding region runs from base 221 to 3835 and encodes 1204 amino acids. The record is from RefSeq and is a predicted model, not a curated record. The transcript has 18 exons. Gene Ontology annotation, biological process: phosphatidylinositol-mediated signaling; phospholipid catabolic process; positive regulation of epithelial cell migration. Gene Ontology annotation, molecular function: phosphatidylinositol-4,5-bisphosphate phospholipase C activity; protein binding; calcium ion binding. Lineage: Eukaryota; Metazoa; Arthropoda; Insecta; Coleoptera; Coccinellidae.